Dermacentor albipictus is the source of this 6439-nucleotide messenger RNA. Its product is annotated as membrane metallo-endopeptidase-like 1. Gene Ontology annotation, cellular component: plasma membrane. Gene Ontology annotation, molecular function: metalloendopeptidase activity. Gene Ontology annotation, biological process: protein processing. Lineage: Eukaryota; Metazoa; Arthropoda; Arachnida; Ixodida; Ixodidae. The record is from RefSeq and is a predicted model, not a curated record.
AGGUGUCUCGAUGCCAGCGCCGCCGUUCAGGGUGGUGCCAUCCUUUGACCACCCCCACGCCGCCUCUUUCUCGCUGCGACGCCAUUUUGGAUCACGGUGGGCGGUCAUAGUGGUCGCAGUUGAUCGGUGCUAACAGCUGAGCUUGCGUUGUUCGAGGCACUCGCUGGUGGUUCAACGUGUUUGACAGUGUUCGACUGCAUUACUGACAAGCUUGUCAAGUCCACUGAGCCAUCAUGACGGGAUGUUGUGUGCCAAUGUGCUCCGGGUCAACACUUAAAGGCCUGCGUUGCUUUCGCUUCCCCUGGGACUCGGAGCGAAGAAAUUAGUGGGAAGCUCAAGUAAAGCGGGAUCGGUGGAACGCAACUGACAGCUCAUAUAUCUGCGAGUAACCAAAGCCUGUCUCUGAGCGUCCUGUUCACAAAGCACGCCACCAAUUCCGCAUGGCGACCGGCCAAGGGUCUGCGAUGGAGUCAUUGGGCGAUUCGUGGAGCGACGUCGUGGAUGGCGCUGAGAACGCGGAGCCGGACGCACCCCCGCUCGCCGUCGACUCCAACCAUCGAUCCCAGCAGCGAGCACGUCGCCGCGGUUUUCGUACGUCUGCCCAAGGCAACAAGCCGCACGGUACCGGCCACCGGAGGCCCCUUCACGCCAUGCACUACUUCUCGUUCGCAAGGUUCGCAGGCAGACACAGCGAAGCCAGCCGGAGAGGAUCCAUCAGCUCUGCGGCACAGCUACAACACGAAGGCAGCGGGGCCAUGGAAGCACCACUGCUGAGCGCCUUAUUCCUCCUCACCAGCUUGCUCUUCCUGGUGUCGCUGCUCAGCCUCUACUAUUCCAUGGCCUUCAGUCACAUUCGACGUUGGUUGAAACUGACUGAAGAGUACGACGAUUGUCGAACGAAGUUCUGCUGCGUUUUUGGCACCCGUGUGAAAAGCGUGCGCAACGAAUCCACCAAUCUCUGCGAGGAUAUCUACACGCCCAUGUGUUCCACCGUGGAUCUUACUUGCCCCGACGGCGAGAUUACAUCCGAACACCGUACGUGGAGUGUAUCCGAGGCGCUGACCAGGCGACUGCUCGGACUGGCUGAAGUGCUGGGUUCGCCAGAAGCGCUGGAGAAUCCGGCCAGCAACGUUUCCGCUCUCCUCUUUCGCUCUUGCCUUGCCAGAGGACAUCACCUUUCUGUGCAGGCCGGCAUGCGACGGCUCUUGUCCUCCGUCGGCUUGUCCUCGUGGCCGUUUCGGGAGAACGAGUCUGUUGACGUGGCCGUCGCACUCAUGGUGCAACUGCGAGAUUUCGCUGCACCCUUCGUCGUGACGCUGUCCAUCAGGGAGCCAGUCGGGAACUCGCGCACACGGACCAUUUCUCUGGAGCCGCCCGAUCUGUUGCUCAGCCCAGCGUCUUGGAUGCUGGCCGUUGGUCCAGAUGAGGGCAUCGAGGAGGUCAAGCAGCAUCACCAGAAGGCGUACGAGAAAUACGCUCUGGCAGUCUUCCGCGAGCUGCUGCCGGACGCCUUCUCGAGUGUUCCUCUGUCCAAGCUCGCCACGCAGCUCUACGUCUUCGAGCAGGCCCUGGCCGCCCACAUUCCCCGGCGUUCGACCUCCGUGGAACACCUGGAGGCACAACUGCGUCUCCUGCAAGACAGCGAGGACGUGGCGCAGUGGAGUGGCAUACUUGGUGGCGUGUUUGGAAGCUUAGGACAGUCGACCCUAGAGCUGGUCCCGGUGGUGGUCUUUAGCCGCUACUACCUGGCAUUCCUCAAUGACCUGCUGCUGAAAAGGUCUGUGGUGCUGGCCAACUACCUGGGCUGGCGUCUUGUCGAGUACGUCGCCUGGUCCGGUUCGACAAGUCUGCGCAACCAGCGGCACCAUUUCUGGGACUCUGUGAUGCCGUUCCAGCUUAGCACACAAUCUCCGGAGUUGCGCUGUGUCGCGGAGGUCUACCAUCUGCUCCCGGAGUCCAGCAGCCGCCUCUACCGGUCCGCGGUGGCACUGCUACCUAAGAGCGAGCGGAUACUUUUGAAGCUCACGGUGUCGGCGCUAAAGAUGGCUAUGACCGCGACCUUGCAGGGUUCGCCCUGGGUGGACAACGCAACGCAGUGGCACGCCGUCCGCAAGGUUCAGAGCAUGAAUGUCUCUUUCGGUCACGGGAAUCUUCCACCAGCAGAACGAUUGACCUCGGGCGAGAGCUUCAACGAGACCGACUUGUACGAGAACCUGCUGACGCUUGCCCGGAGGAAAGCGCAGGUGCUCCGUGCCACCUUGCGCGGCGAAGACCCGAUAGCUUCCAGGGGCGUCAAUCACAUCGGAGUAGCGCCCGUCUACAAUCCCGUAAGGAACACACUAUAUGUUCCUUACGGACUGCUAGUAAUCCCACUAUUCACUGACGUAACUCCGAGCGUUCACUUCUCGAACUCGGGGUUCAUAAUUGCCAAGGAAAUGCUGCAAGCCUUCUUGGGCACCGGGCAAUAUUUUCAUGACGACGGCCUCAAGAACCACUCUUGGUGGUCUCUGUUUACGACAGCGAACUUCGAAGCAAACAAGCAAUGCAUGGAGUAUAUUCUGAGGGACAAAUCCAAUUCCAGCCUUACGGAAGAAGAGCUGACCGACCUCCUGUGGAGUGGAGCCGCACUGCACAUUGCCCACAAGGCGUUCCGGAUCUUCUUGGGCCAGUACGCCGAGUGGCUGCAGAAGAUCGCCGCCUCCAAGACUCUGUACACGCAGUCGCAGCUCUUUUUCCUCGGUUUCGUUCUGAACAGAUGUACCUCGUCGCUGCUGCAAAUGCCUCUUACUCGCAAAACUAUGACCGAGCGCGACUGGGUGAACCAGGUGACGCAGCAGGGCACCAACUUCCGCAAGGCCUUCCGGUGCCCGGGCCCUGCGUCGUGCCCCUUUUGGAGGCUCGAGGAGAACGACUGCUGGGACGACAGCGAUUAUGCGGCGUCGUGGCCGCCGACGGCGCAGACGGCGCAGACGGCGGACGUUUCACUCAUCGACUCCUAGAGGCAGUGCAUCGCUAUUGAUCGGCCCGCUUGUGCACAACUCAGGAGAAUUGUUCAUGAGACUAAGUUGUGAAACGUGUGGCGCCAAAGUGUAUCAACCCUUUAGGCAAUGUUACAGGUGCACUUUGUUUUUCAUGGACGAGUGCACACUCUACGGUGCAUUUUUUGGUGCGUUGUGUUUUGUGGCUUGCGAACACGGUGGUCGUGAUGCGAUAAAACAAUCGAGAACAAGCGCUUCUUGCCUUCUUAUUCUUAUUGUCGAGCGAAACUAAUUUCACGAAGACCUAAUGCAGCAAGCUCUGUACAUCGCUACAUCGUCGGAUUGCCGUACUGUUACUAGGGGAAGAAGUACUUGGCUAUGGGGAAAGGAUUAUCUGGAUGGCUGCUAUGCGCGAGCCUGUGGACUAUACAGCGUCUGUACUCUACCAGCCGAAUAUUUUGUUAUUUGCUUUUGACUGCUGCAAAAAUAAGGGGAGAAUGUGUUUUUAUACUUCCUUGCACUUCUGAAGGAGUGCUUGCAUGCGCAGUAACAUAUGCGCAGUAAUAUACCCUCUGGUCGUGUUAGACACGCAGUGACUUUGCGGUUCCUUUUAAAGUGCAAUGAAGGAUUAUAUCUGGACAAAUUGUCCAGCAGGAACGUAAUGAGGGUGAGCGAUUUGGGAUGGGAACAAAUUAAAUAGAAUCCUGCACUGAAAUAAUCUGUGAAAGAAGGCCUGGUCAGUAGUUUUGAUAUGCAGGGGGCUGUGUGGUAAAGGUUUGGUAUUUGUUUACCUAUUGCUUGAGGUCAUUAUUUAGCCUUUAUGACCAUCUUCGUACGCAGUAACAGUAGAAGAUUCCUCACAGCAAUUCGCGUUCUGAACAGAGAGGCUAAAUCAAUAGUUGUUACAUUGCCCUUAAAAGAAGAAAGUUUGACACGCAGACAACUUUCAAAUUCUGCUCAUAAUGUACGUGAUUGCUUUGAUAUAUUCAGUCGCUAAAUAUAUAGUUAAUGUUUGAGCACUGUGUAUUGCCAUAUUGAUUACAAUUUCAUGUCUCUUUUUAGUAUUUACAGACGGUAUUGCCCGAAUGAAAAUUGGAGUGCUCGUUUGCACAGUCCACCGGUGGUAGAAAAUACCGCCAGCCAAAUAAAGGCUACAGAAAUGAAUUCUAAAGUUUCUUUAUACCACGCCAUUUCGUGUAGAGUGGCGACAGAUCUGUUUGCGCCGCCAUAUUUUGUCAGAAACCGUCAAGGCAUCGCUAUAGCAGGUAAUUGUUAUCACAGGUAUUUUUUUUUUAUCCGCACCCAAUUUUUGAAAAUUCCCCAAGGCAGACAGCACAGUCUUCACACUUGAGCUAAAUUGCUCGAUGCGGCGGAUGUCUCUUCUGCGAGAAAUUAAAAUUAAUAAUUGAAAUAUUAGGGUAAUUAUGCUAAUCAAUUCUUAAAUUAAUUUUUAAUGCCAUAUAUUGUCAGUGUAGCCGGCAUGUUCGCAAGGUGUAUCCACUCGGAACACAUUGCCAGGGCUAUACGAACUUCAAGACAAUUUCCACAGUGUCCGAGGGAAUACUUUGGCGUCCUGGUUACUCUCGUGCCUCAAUGCAUAAAAUAGCGUUUUCUUCAAAAAGUAAGCGGAACAACAGUGCAUUCUUCCCGCAAGCUUGUCGGCGCAAUUCUCUAAACCGGUAAUUCUGAGAAUUCGUUCCAAACCGAUACGCCUUCCAAGCUCGCUAGAUACAAUUUGCAAAUUGCAGUGUGUGCUGUAACCUAAUUGGGAAAGUCAAGCUUAGUAAAGUUUCACUAAUUAUACAAAUGUGCAAUUGAUUGCUCAUGGAAAAUAUUUUCUGCUGAUCGAGUAAUUUAGUUCAAUGCUUACAAUUAUAGCAACUGCCGCAGGCGUUUUCCUAAAGCGUGUAGCAUAAAAAGCUAUAUAUACGUUCUGUGCUUACUGGCUAUGCCAUAGUACGUUUUUUUAUGUUUGUACGUCAGCGUGCGCUAUAGCGUGUACAUUUUACUUGAGCAACCGGAACGAGCUCAACAUUCAAUGACAAUCACGCUGUAGGGCAAGCAUCAAGUCCCGGUAAACGCGAAUGCUUUUGCGUCCACUUUCAGUAAGGAUUGUCAAAUUGGUUUAGCAAGAUUUCAGAUGUCACCCGUCGAAAAACAUGCUAAAGAACGAGUAAUAAGUGCCCAUGCUUCACUGCAUCAAGUUUUCUCGCAAAAUAUGGUGGUAGCGCUGCGCGUGCCUGGUCAAAUAUUGUCGCCGAUUGGUACAGCGUGCGGCAGGGCUAAAGUAUCUGUCGCGAUAAGCACACGCUAGCAGAACUGCAAACCAGGCUAGUUUGCAGCUAUUUAUUAUGAGUACGGCGCACGCUCAACAAAAAUAGGUCGGAAGGGGAUUUAAAUCCCUUGUCCUCCAGCGCAUUCCCGCUUCGGCAUUUUAUUCACACCCACACGUGGGAUGGAAAACAACAAGGUUUUGAAGGUCAUGUCAUGUCGAUUUUUUGCUCCUGCAGGUUAGUGACCGGAGUGAAGUGAGUAAAUGUCUCUGGUUUCACUCCACAUUCUGGUGUAAACGGACGAGUGUGGGAAGUUUUAGUGCACAUCAGCUUCGAAAAUUCCCAUAUGGGCUAAUUUCUAUUUAAAGUGUAUAUUGCAAGACUAGACGAAGACAAGGAAGCGCCCGUCCUGUUUACUUCCUUGUCCUCAACUAGCCUUGUGCUAUCCAUGCAUAAACAAUAUAAAGAACCACCAUAAAGAAUAUUUGGGGAGCGGAGAUGAUGCAAGAACACUGGAAGUUGUUAGCUCGGAGUUCUAUUCGAUAGAUCUCUCGCUCUUCCACUGUGACGUUUUCCUUCCAAUGAAACGUUAAUGGUCACGUUAUGAUAUUUUGUUACUGUAAGGUGAAUGGAAAAUAUACCUUGCGUAGAAAUGUAGAGCAAUUUUCCCAUUUGUACCAACUAAAUAAAAACGCAUGUUGGAGGGUAGAUACUUGGGUGGUGUUUAGUAGGUUUUCGGCUAUACGACGCACUAUGCUGUCGCAAGGUUAGCAUCGGUUUCGUUAUACGUGGUGAUCGUGAUGUCAUCUUGAGAAAGUGGUGCCUUUAGAAUAGAUAAAUGUUGAGCAGUAAAGUAUUCCUCAGCCACUAUUGUUCCACACGAUCACGCAGUGUUCAACGUUUUCGCAAAACACAUUGCUGGGAUUUGUCGGGAUAGGGAUAUCUUUCACGUUUUUCACACAAUAUCCUUCAUCUCAAUUAAAUGCCCGCCGUGCAAUUGCUCCAAGAAAAUCCGGACAGGGCAAGGGAAUCGUAUCGCGACAUCUGUAUUGGCAUAAGUGGUCUUAGAACUUACUCGAGCUCCAUCGAAAAUCUGGUUUAUGGUUUUGUUCGCGCAUUUGCUUCGUUAAUGUCAACUACUAUGUAUUGCAUGUGUAAUACGCUAUAUUAAACUCAAUGUUCGUAUUG